AGAGAGAGAGAGAGAGAGAGAGAUGGAGGGCGAGAGGAAAGUAGUGGUUGCCGCUCUCCAGUUUGCUUGCUCCGAUUCCGUCUCUGAAAACGUUGACACUGCCGAAAGGUUGGUUAGAGCAGCACAUGAGAAGGGUGCGAAUAUUAUUCUCAUUCAGGAAUUAUUCGAAGGCUAUUACUUCUGUCAAGCUCAAAGGGAGGAGUUCUUUAAACGAGCCAAGCCAUACAAAGGACACCCAACAAUUUUGAGGAUGCAGGAACUUGCCAAGGGGUUGGGUGUGGUAAUACCUGUGAGUUUCUUCGAAGAAGCAAAUAAUGCUCACUACAAUUCUAUAGCCAUUAUUGAUGCUGAUGGAAGUGAUCUUGGACUUUAUCGGAAAUCUCAUAUUCCAGAUGGGCCAGGAUAUCAAGAGAAGUUCUAUUUCAACCCAGGUGACACUGGUUUCAAGGUUUUUGCUACCAAGUUUGCCAAAAUUGGAGUGGCAAUUUGUUGGGAUCAGUGGUUUCCUGAGGCAGCAAGGGCUAUGGUUCUUCAAGGUGCGGAAAUUUUGUUCUACCCAACUGCUAUAGGAUCAGAACCUCAAGAUGAAGGACUGGACUCCAGAGAGCAUUGGAAAAGAGUAAUGCAAGGCCAUGCUGGGGCUAAUUUGGUUCCUCUUGUGGCUUCUAAUCGAAUUGGGAAGGAGACGAUCAAAACAGAACAUGGUGACAGUGUUAUAACAUUCUAUGGAAAUUCCUUCAUUGCAGGCCCAAAGGGAGAAAUAUUGGCGCUCGCUAAUGAUAAAGAUGAAGCCAUCUUGAUAGCUGAGUUCGACUUGGAUAAACUCAAGUCUCAGAGGCACGGUUGGGGUGUGUUUAGAGAUCGACGUCCACAACUAUACAAGGCUUUGUUGACUUUGGAUGGCAGUAAUCCUUCAUCAUGAGCUUGAAUUAUUCAUGUAAGGUUGAUAGUUGCCUUGCGUUGAGGUUCAUGUAUUACAUGUAGAAAGAAUAUCUCAAGCCACUGGUUUUUGCAAUAAUAGUUUGGCUUUAAAAUAAAUACAACACCUGCAGAGAAAUAAAUGAUCAUAUUUUUUUUUGUAAGAUACAAAAGCUUCUAGGAUAUAGUUUGAGAACUUGGAGGUUGAAUAUGAGGGUUAUUUAUAUUGCAACAAGAUUGAAAGCAUGAUUAAUUUAUGAUAUGGAGGUUGAAUA
Messenger RNA from Asparagus officinalis (garden asparagus), 1193 nucleotides. RefSeq names its product N-carbamoylputrescine amidase. The record is from RefSeq and is a predicted model, not a curated record. Gene Ontology annotation, molecular function: N-carbamoylputrescine amidase activity. The transcript is spliced from 9 exons. The coding region runs from base 23 to 922 and encodes 299 amino acids. Lineage: Eukaryota; Viridiplantae; Streptophyta; Magnoliopsida; Asparagales; Asparagaceae.